AUGGACAGGGAUAGCGAGAAAGGUCCCAGGGUGACCAUACAGUCCAACUCUAGGUCUCAAGAAUCCGUCAUCCAGGAGGGUGGAGUGAAAUACACAGCAGAAACCGGUGUCAACUCGACAGCUGUUACCUAUCAAGAUGCCUCGGGCGCACCGGUCGAAACGGACUCGCCUUUAGGUUACUCUGUGAGCUUUUGGACCAGUCUAUGCCUGAACAUUAAUCAGAUGAUCGGGACUGGUAUAUUCUCAACACCCGCUACCAUUCUCUCCGGCGUGGGCUCCGUCGGUCUCACCAUGAUCUACUGGUUUAUCGGCUACCUCCUGGCACAUACGACACUGGCAACAUAUCUGGAGCUUGCAUCAUAUUUCCCUAGUCGCUCUGGUGCAGAAGUGGUCUAUCUGGAACAAGCAUACCCAAAGCCGCAAUAUUUCUUCCCAACGACCUUCGCCGUCAAACACGUCGUCUUUUCAUUCGGAAGCAGCAAUGCUGUUGUCCUAGCUCAAUAUCUUUUUGGACUUUCCGGCCAUGAAUACACAGACUGGCAAUUAAAAGGCGUUGCCGUGGCAGUUUACACGCUGGCGUUCAUGGUGGUCAGCGCCAAUACGAAAUGGUCCUUGAGGCUAGUGGUUUGGUUUGGAUUUGUCAAGAUCGCAACUCUGUUGUUGAUCUCCAUCGCGGGGCUGGUAGUGCUCGGUGGCCACACCAAAGUGCCCGAUCCCCAGAUGAACUGGCGGAAUGCGUGGGAGGGCUCUUCGGAGGCAACUGCGUAUGGCGCCACAAAUGCCAUGGUCAAGUUGAUCUUCUCGUAUGCAGGAUAUACCAACGCAUUUAGUGUUGCCAACGAAAUCAAGAAUCCCAUCAAAACUCUACGCUGGAGUGCCCCGUUCUCGUUGCUCCUUGUCACAGGCUUAUAUAUUCUGGUAAAUGUUGCCUACUUCUCCGCUGCAUCGAGAGAGGAGAUCUUGAACUCGAAGCAAAUCGCGGCCGGCAUUUUCUUUGAGAAGCUCUUCGGGUCUAACGGGUCUGGACGUGCGCUGAAUGUCCUCAUCGUGAUCAGCGCAUUUGGAAACCUCAUGGCCGUGUUGGUCAACUUUUCGCGCAUGCUGCGAGAGACUGGAAGGCAAGGAGUUCUCCCAUGGGGAAAAUUCUGGACUUCUACGCGGCCGUUCGGAACGCCGAUCGGCCCGUAUUUUGUGCAAUGGGGAAUGACGAUGAUUAUGAUCUUGGCUCCACCUGCUGGAGAUGCAUUUAAUUUUGUGGUCGAUCUAUCCGUUUACCCGACCAAUAUAUUCAACUUCCUGCUCGUGUUGGGACUGCUCAUAAUCCGUCGCCGUCGGGCAAGACUGAACUUCCCCAGGCCCGAAUACCGCGCCUGGAAUGUCGCAAUCGCAUUUGCAAUUCUCACUAACAUCUACUUGCUGGUGGCACCUUGGUAUCCACCCACGGGUGGAGCCAACGGGGGAGAUGUGAGUUUUUGGUAUGGCACGUACCUAGUGGUGGGAAUUGGAUUGCUAUGCCUUUGCGGAAUAUACUACUACAUCUGGAUAGGAGUGAUUCCCAGGAUGAAAAAGUACGAAUAUCGACAGACGGUGGUCGACUUCGAAGACGGAUCAGUGGCGCAUAAACUGGUCAAGGUCCCGAACACAGAAUUGGCGCGUUGGGAUAAUGAACACGAUGCCGUUGGACGAUUGCGUCAUCGCACGGGGGCAUCAGGAGGAGAAUAA
Molecule: messenger RNA, 1722 nt
Organism: Aspergillus melleus
Lineage: Eukaryota; Fungi; Ascomycota; Eurotiomycetes; Eurotiales; Aspergillaceae
Exons: 8
Coding region: 1-1722 (573 amino acids)
Biological process (GO): amino acid transmembrane transport
Cellular component (GO): membrane
Molecular function (GO): L-amino acid transmembrane transporter activity
Source: RefSeq, a predicted model, not a curated record